AUGGGCAGCACCGAGAAGGGCCAAGCCGUCAUCGGCCGGCAGCAGUCGCCGGGCAUGCGUGCCGCCAAGUUCAUCUUCCACUCUGGCGUCGCCGCGUACAUGAUCUCGGCGUAUCGCGCACUCAGCGUCAUCACGGAGCGAGUCGUCACUGAGGAGUUCCUGACCAUUUGGGGGAAGGAGGGUCGCAAUGGGGAACAGCUGGAUGUUCGUCCUCCGUCAGCUGACAGCAGCUUCCUCAUGGCCACCGCGACGAUGAUCCUCUCGGCGAUCUGCGACGUGUUCCCGGACAACUGGCUCGCCCGUGCGUCCAAGCGUGUCCUUGCUCUCGGCGCGAUGCCGAUCGAGCUGACGAUCUCGGCGAUCUACUGGCCUCUUAUCCUCUUCGCCCCCAGCCUGAUUGUCCCUCCUGCCGACCCGCUCGCCGAUGUGACCAAGAUCGACGCCGGCGCUGAGCUCUUCUUCAUCCCGCUCUGGAUGGAUUUGGGUCUGCACCUCGUGCCCGCCGUGGCGCUGCUACUCGGUGAGUUUGCAUCAAACACUACUCCCCACUUUGGUGAAACAUCACGGGGGAAAAGACACCGGUGUGGUGUUCUUCGGGCCACCCGAGCGCGGAGGCCGGUCAACCAACAGCUACAUGAUGGUUGUUCCCAGCUAACGCCAGACUUCUUCCUCCUCGAGAAGAAGUACACCCCUCCGACAUCCACGCGCGGAGCCUUCCUGACCGCCCUCGGCGUCGCAACCGCCUACGCGACAUGGGUCGAGCGCUGCGCCGCCCUCAACGGCAAGUUCCCGUACCCCUUCCUGACGGUUGCGAGCUUUGAGGACCGCUGCAAGAUCUACGUCGGCGCGGGCGUGUUUGCGCUGCUCGUGUUCUGGGGUCUGAACGCGCUGCACAAGUGA
Messenger RNA from Trichosporon asahii var. asahii CBS 2479, 900 nucleotides. RefSeq lists its product as uncharacterized. The record is from RefSeq and is a predicted model, not a curated record. NCBI's taxonomy places the organism in Eukaryota, Fungi, Basidiomycota, Tremellomycetes, Trichosporonales, Trichosporonaceae. The transcript has 5 exons. The coding region runs from base 1 to 900 and encodes 299 amino acids. Gene Ontology annotation, cellular component: membrane; endomembrane system.